Messenger RNA from Mytilus trossulus (common blue mussel), 529 nucleotides. RefSeq names its product temptin-like. The record is from RefSeq and is a predicted model, not a curated record. NCBI's taxonomy places the organism in Eukaryota, Metazoa, Mollusca, Bivalvia, Mytilida, Mytilidae. The transcript has 3 exons. The coding region runs from base 3 to 425 and encodes 140 amino acids.
CAAUGUGGACGUAUUUUUUUGUUAUAGUGCUUACCAUUCAUAUUUACUCUUGUAAACCAAGUUACAGAGAUUACAUUCCGAAUGGAUAUAUUGUUCCAAAUCCUUGUUUUUCACCUAGAGUAUGGGAUGCAGUCGGGCAUUACAACCCUGUACAUCAUACAUUGAUCAAGAAUCAGUUUGGUGUAGAUUAUGGGAGUGAAGCAAGAUGGUCACACAGGCUUUGUCAUAUGGAUUCAGAUCGAGACAAUAAAACAAAACGAGAGGAACUAGGUGAUCCUAAUUGUGAUUGGUUUACAGGAGAAAUUCUUACUGUUACACCUAAAGGACAUCCGGGUAUUUGUGAACCUGUUGGAAGUCCUUGGUGUAUAAGAGAGCAAGGAUUCACAUGUUAUGACUUGGAGAACAGUGCCAAUCUUAAGCCCUAAAAAUGAUUAUUAAAAGAGCAGAUUUGUUUUUCAUGAUAUUAGAUUCAAGAUGUUGAAUGAUAAAUUCAUGAAGUCUAAUUAAUGUGCAACAAAAUGCAUGAACA